Molecule: messenger RNA, 1021 nt
Organism: Musa acuminata subsp. malaccensis (wild Malaysian banana)
Lineage: Eukaryota; Viridiplantae; Streptophyta; Magnoliopsida; Zingiberales; Musaceae
Source: RefSeq, a predicted model, not a curated record
UGGCUUGCAGAAGUAUCCGUACGUCGAGCUUAACGAUGACAUCGGCUCGCGCCGCCUCCCGUGUCGACAGCCACCGCAACCUGCUAUUCGUCCCAUCCCCUACCACCACCACCACGACCCACCAUGAUCAGUGCCACGGAGAAGAGCCGUGCCAGGAGAACACCUUUAAGCUUUUUAGCUCAUGGAAGAAGAAGAAGAAGAAGAAGAAGAAGAAGAAGAAGACAACGAUGAGGAAGCAAACGGAGGAGGAAAUGAGCCCCAACUCCAAGAGCUCGGGACUAAGGGACUGCUGUAAACUGUUUGAGGGUUUGAGGAAUAUGCGGUCACGGUUAUAUUCAGCAGCAGAAUAUUUUGAACUGUCUUACAUGAAUGAUGAUGGAAAAGAAAUGGUGAUGAGGAGUUUGAAAGAUUAUGCUGUUAAGGCCAUAGCUAAUGCCGUGGAUCAUUUAGGUUCAGUGUCAUAUAAGGUAGACAACCUUCUCAAUUACGAGGUUGAUGAGGUCUCUGCAGCAACUUUUGAAGUAUCAUGCAUGAAGCAGAGACUUCGAACGUGCCAGACACGUAUCGAUCAUGAAUGUCUUUCUCAACAGUCUCUUUUGAUCAAACCUCCAAAGUAUCACAAGCACUACAUUCUACAAGGUCAAUCCACAGCUGAUUCUGGUAUAUCGAUGCUAAAGUGCCAAGGAUUCUAUCCACCUAAGGAGAACAGCAAACUGAAUCAUCAUCAGACUGGUAACAUUGUCUUCAUUCUCUGAUACCAUAUGAAAAUAUGUAGCCGAGAAAAUGUAAUAAUAUGUGUAUUUUUCCUCCAGCUUCUUCGGCAGCUAGGCAUUGGCAAUCUCCAAUCAAGUAUGCUGUUCUCCGUUUUAAGAACGUUCAUUCACGGUCUCCUUCACCCUGUCCUUCAAAAAGUGAACAGUAUUUAUCACCUUCUUGGACGAUGCAUUCAAUUGAGAAGAUCUCUUACAAUGGUGCAAGAUCAGCAGCAAGCAGACCAAACAUUCCCAACUCAUCGAAGAAG